Messenger RNA from Periophthalmus magnuspinnatus, 3187 nucleotides. RefSeq lists its product as uncharacterized. Gene Ontology annotation, molecular function: zinc ion binding. The record is from RefSeq and is a predicted model, not a curated record. NCBI's taxonomy places the organism in Eukaryota, Metazoa, Chordata, Actinopteri, Gobiiformes, Gobiidae. Bases 402 to 1892 code for a protein of 496 amino acids. The transcript has 10 exons.
GCCUUUGAACGUCACAUCCCGCAUCAACCGCCGCUUCUGACACAAAUGUGGAACAAACGAGAAAAACACGAGAAAAACACGAGAAAAACACCAGAGAACGAGCCGCGACUGGAACAUGAGGCUCUGUCCUGACCCUGAGCCGGACACAGCGGACACAACGGCCACCGACACCGCCUAGAAACUGGACACAAGCCGCACACAGGAGCCGGACACAGGAGCCGGACACAGGAGCCGGACACAGGAGCCGGACACAGGAGCCGGAGCAUCGUGAGCCGCAGAGGGUGACGCAGGUGACUCCGCCCACACGUGGACCUGUGGGUUUCGCUGUAGAAUAUUUUCAGCUGAAUAUUAUUGGCGUUCGUGGUUUCUUGGCGUCUCGUUCCUUGUUUUGUGGCUGGACCAUGGCCUCGGGUCAGUCCAGCGUCCUGCAGGAGGAGCUCACGUGUCCAGUGUGUUUGGACUUGUACCGUGACCCACAUUUACUCCCCUGUGGACACAACUUCUGCAAAACCUGCCUGGACCGCCUCAAACGGCAAGCGGACAGAGGCCGUUUCAGAUGCCCGGAAUGUCGCGACAGUCACCGGUGUAACUCCGCCUUCCAGAAAAACUUCAAACUGGCGAACAUCGCCGACGACUACCGGCACAGGCGGAGACAAAGCGCGUCUACGGCGGCCGGUUGCAAAUCUCGAGAGGGCGUCUUAUGUCAGGGCGCGGCGCAGGCCAGGGCCGUCAGCGCCUCUGUGCCCUGUGACUACUGCCCCCCGGUGGCAGCAGAGGCCGGCGGCGCAGAGGGGGCAGAGGGGGCAGGGGCAGCUUCCUCUCAGGACGCCGCAGAUCCAGGUAAAGGUUUUGCCGUGAAAACGUGUUUGAAGUGUGAAGUGUCCAUGUGUCAGGAGCACGUCCGGCCUCACCUGGAGCUGCCUGCGUUUAAAGAGCACCCGCUGUCUGACCCCCUGAACGACCUCUGGAGGAGGAAGUGCCCCGACCACGAUGAGCUCUACAGAUAUUACUGCCUGGAUGAUAAGGUGUGUGUGUGUAACGCCUGCACCAUCGAGGGAGGACACUCAGGCCACACCAUCAAAACCCUGAAGAACACCAUGAAAGAUCUGAAGAUGAGUCUGGAUAAACAGAUGUACAGAGUGGAGCGCAAGUUCAGCCUGGCAGAGAAGAAACUCCAAGAACAGAGGGAGAAAGAACGACAGAACAAGAGGUUCAUCGAGGAGUCGGACCAGAGCCUGACUCGACUGGAGGAGGAGCUAAAGGUCAAAGUGCAGUGUUUCAUCAUCCGUUUGAGGCAGUGCAGUCGGACGCACUGGGACACGAACGGCCCCGCCAUCCAAAAGAACGUGUCCAGGAUCGGACAGGACCAGGCCCGACUACAGGAAGUCCGCUGUGGCCUGGAGGGCCUGCUGCAGGAGAGCGACCCCUUCAGGUUCAUCCAGGCUUACAAGACGACAGGAAAACAGUGCCGUCGUCAGCUGCGUAAGGACCUGUUCUACCCGGAGUACGUCGACAUGGAGACGGAGGUGCUGGGCGUCAUGAUGGAGGACGAGAUGAGGAAGUUCCUGGACCAAGAACUGCCCUGCCACAUCACAGCAGCCAUCAACUCCCUCUGUUACUUUUCAGACCUGGAGGAGGAAGAGGAGGAGGCAGAAGGAAACGAGGAAGAUGCCGCAGAGGAGGACGACGAUGAUGAAGAUGAUUUUCUGGACGACAGCAGCGAAGAAGAGAUGAGGAGCGAAGGAGAGGAAGAAGAGGAGGAGGACGAGGAGGGACAGGACCAGAGUGACCUGGGAGACGACACCUACAGCGUCAACCUCGAGGAGGAAGAGGAGGAGGAGGAGGAGGAGGAGGAAGAAGAGGAGGAUGCAGAGAUCGUGAGAGGAGUGUGACAAACGACUCAAACUGGACUCGUUUUGCACUUCCAACGUGAUGAUGUCAUCACAUUCUCUGAACACAGACGAGGUCACCGGGGUCACCGGGGUCAAGGUCCAAGCGCCGCGUGAAACGGACCUCUCUCUCUCUCUCUCUCUCUCUCUCUCUCUCUCUCAGUCACACAGACCCCUCUCUUUCUUUCUUUCUCUCUGUCACACAGACCCCUCUCUUUCUUUCUCUCUCUCUCUCUUUCUCUUUCUCUCUCUUUCUUUCUCUCUCUCUCAGUCACACAGACCCCUCUCUUUCUUUCUCUCUCUCUCUCUCUCUCUCUCUCUCUCUUUCUUUCUCUCUUUCACACAGACAUUUCUUCAUCUGACGUUGUAGAAUGUAAAGAACGUGCUGUGUGUGUUUGAGCUCAGUUGGAAACAAACAUCUGCAAAAUGAAGCCCACAGACUCUUGAGGAAUCUCUUUUUUGCCGUGGUAUUUGGAGGCGGAGUCUUUUUGAAUGUUCUGUGGCGUUUCCUCAGCCUCUGCCUCGCCGGACUCCUGCCCACGUGAACUGCUGCAAACAUCAAGGUGCUUUACCACAAACACAGGACACGUGGGACUCUACACUGGAAGAAUGUUUUGUUUAACAGUUUGAAAAUUGUUGCAUUUUUAAAGGAGAAAUACUUAAUUUUUGGAUGUAUUUUGAAAAAUUGCUCUGCUUCUUAUUUAAAUGAUGUUCUGUAGCAUUUUACGCAUGUGUUUUUCACUGGUACAAGCUUAAUGCAUGACUUGAAUCUAAAAAUGAGAAAGAUUGUGACUCAUUUUAAAGGUGCACUGCGUAACUUUUGUCCCGGAAAGUCUGUCGCCUGCUUGUCUUCUUAGAGAUGUCAUUGCUUUGUUUGUAAUGUUCCACAGUAUGACUUUAAACCUGUUUAUCUCCACGGACAACAAGCCGCUUACCUGCUCACAGUAAAGAAUGUGAAUUAUUGUCACACUCUGGAACAUUCCAAGCAAUAGCAUUUUUAUGGAAACAAGCAGGUGGCCAGAAAAGUUACGUAGUGCAACUUUAAACAUCUAAAAUGCAAGCCAAAGAAUGCGCGCCCCAAACUCAUGUUCUUGGCAUGUUGUUGAUUUGUGCUUGAACCUGUGGCGUUCUGAGCCUAUGCACAGUUCACUCAAUAGAAGAACUUUGUUUAUUCCAGGUGAUGGCGUCUCGCACUUUAUACCAGAAAAUGUACAAACAGUUUGAAUGUAACGCAGUUCUGACGAGAGUGAUUUUGUGAAGGAUAGAAAAGGUAAAUAAACACGUCUGUGAAAUGAUCA